Aspergillus brunneoviolaceus CBS 621.78 is the source of this 1608-nucleotide messenger RNA. Its product is annotated as FAD binding domain protein. The record is from RefSeq and is a predicted model, not a curated record. Gene Ontology annotation, molecular function: oxidoreductase activity; FAD binding. Bases 1 to 1608 code for a protein of 535 amino acids. The transcript has 3 exons. Lineage: Eukaryota; Fungi; Ascomycota; Eurotiomycetes; Eurotiales; Aspergillaceae.
AUGGUUGCAAGGCCAUCUCUUGUUCUGGGGGUCUGUGAUGCAUUCAACGUCAGCUUGGGAGGCAAGCUCAUCGCCACCGUGCCUUUACCCAGCGUGUCCCAUCUGAAUAAUGCUUUCACCACGUAUGACCCCGGGGCCUGUGAAGAGCUGCGCUCUGUGUGGAGCUACCCGAGCACACAUACUCGCGACAGCGCCUCUCCGAUGGCACCUUGGGUUGGAAACUUCUCCUGCGAGCCGUUCCUGGAUGCACGCACCCCUUGCCAGAUUGGGCCCCUGGUGCGCUACUCAGUCAAGGCGACCAGUGUCCGGGAUUACCAGCAGACUAUUCAAUUCACCAAACAGCACAAUAUCCGACUCGUGAUACGCAACAAUGGUCACGAUUACUUGGGGAAAUCUUCCGGAGUAGGGGCGGUCGCACUCUGGACUCAUCAUAUGAAGGAUAUCGAGUUUUCAGACUAUACCUCCCCGCACUACCGCGGUCGGGCGAUCAAGGUUGGGCCUGGACUGCAGGGUAUUGAAGCAAUGGCGGCGGCGCAUGCUCAGAGCAAUGUGCUAGUGGUAGGAAACUGUGAAACCGUGGGAGUGGCGGGAGGAUACUAUCAAGGAGGGGGUCACGGUCAAUUAGCCUCCUGGCUUGGGUUGGCAGCCGAUCAGGUGCUGGCCUGGGAUGUUGUUACCGCUGCCGAUGAGGUUAUAACCGCCACGCCGACGCAGAAUCCAGACCUGUACUGGGCACUGAGCGGCGGUGGUGGCGGCACGUACGGGGUCGUGAUCUCGAUGACCAGCAAGGUCUAUCCCGAGCUCCGCACCGCGACUGCCAACUUGACCUUUUCGAUCGAUCCCCAAUUCUCACCACGGUUCUGGGAAGUGGUACAGAUCUUUGUGGCGGGAAUUCAACCGCUGACCGACAUUGGCGGCGUGGCCAUCUGGGAACUAACCAACAGGACAUUCGUAGUAUCCCCCGUCACAGUCCCUGGUGGCACACAGGCACUCUUGCAGACCUGGCUACAGCCUACCUUGGAACUCCUGGUUCGGUAUCAAAUGAGCUUCAACUAUACCAUCCAUGAAUACACCACCUUCUACGAGAGUUACAGGGAAAUGAACCGGUCUAGCAACGUAACCGAGUACCAGAUCGGCGGGCGCUUGAUUCCACGGUCGACGGUAGACAGGAGUCUCAGCAAGCUGUUUCAUGCUCUCCAAACUAUCACCGAACAUGGAGCUGUCGUGUCUGGGGUGUCAUUGAACGUCUCCCGCACCCCCGUCCCGGAUAACGCGGUUAAUCCGGCCUGGCGCGACACAGCUAUCUCCAUUGUCAUUGCCAUGCCGUUUGACUACCACAACCGCACUGCGAACCGGAUGAGCCGAGGAUUAAUCACCAGCACCCUCCUCCCCUUGCUUGAGGAGCUGACCCCAGGAAGUGGCGCCUAUCUCAACGAGGCUGACAUCGACCAGCCCAACUGGCAAUCCACAUUUUAUGGAAGCAACUACGCACAACUAGCCGCUAUCAAGCUCAAGUACGACCCCGAUCAUUUUUUCUACGCUCGCACGGCAGUUGGGAGUGAGUACUGGGUCGAGUCGGUGGAUGGGCGGUUGUGUCAUGCGGUGUGA